AUGACUCAUAUCAAGCUCCGUCACAAGAGUGUGGACGGGCUUCUGAAAUGGUUAGAAGAACAUCGUUUACCCCAUUUCUUCCAGACGGACCUGUACCUUCACUUUGUCCUUUGUGAAUUGCUGCUGGGCAUAACUGGGUCCGAGAUACCAGAAUCCCAACUUACUCCAAAGGAGUCAUCAGGCUACAUAUUGAAACCGCAGUCCUCUGAGGAUAGUCAUAGCUCUGGGAGUGCAGGCAGUGGGACAGACGUCACUGAAACUGCGCUGGGCCAACAAGUACAGUCCAAGGCCAAGGCACAAAAGCUGGCCUUGCCUGACGAGUGGUUGCUGAGGAGAUGCCUCGGGAGUGUUCAGGGAAUGAAACGUUUCCGAUCGUUUCUCAUGGGAACACACGGUGAGGAGUUGGUGGAGUUUUGGGUGAGGAUGGAGAGGAUGCUAAAACUGGAUGAAAGCAAUGACGAUCAGAGAGAUCAGUACUUUGCUCAGCUCCGAGUGAUACAGGCCAUUCAUCUACAAGACAGCUCUGUCGUGAUGGCCACCUGCAGUGAUUUUAUCGAUGUCCCAUCGUUGACGUUGGAGAAGCCCUAUCGAGCCCGGAGGGAUUUUAUGAUCAAACUGCACGACCGGGUCCUGGAGAAACUGAAGACAUACUGGCUGCCUCGCUUCCUCAUACACUGCAAGCGUAGCCUGAGGAGACUGAAGGAAAGUGCCCCGAUCCUCCGGGAAUACAGAGCGAGGUUCUCUCAAGGGCAGGUUACAAAGGCCCCUGCCAACCUGCAAAUGAGCAUCAAAAAAACGGAAGGUGUCGUGCAGCCGUACUUCACCAAGGCGAAUAAACGCCUCCUCUGGGGCCUGCCCUACUGUACAGGCAAGCACCCACUAAACACCGAGGUGGCACCUCAGCCUUCAGGGAGCCUGAAAGCCGAGGGAGAGCAGGAAUGUCAUCAGGGUCAGCUGAAGGCCAGGAGCGCCCCGAAGCCCCCUGUGCCCCGCCUCCCCCAGCCCUCCACAUUGGGGUGCCUUUCCCCGGCUGUGGGGUGGGCCUGUUGUUCUCCAGCAGCCAAAGACAGGUGGAUAGCUGAUUCAGCCCACAUCCCCGAUGAGUGUGUCUUCCCGCAGCAGGACUCCACCAUCCCCCUCAUCAAGGCGCCCUCGAUGCUAACGUGCUGGAAAUUCUCUGAGAUGCCCCAGCAAUCUCAGUAUCUCCACUGGGCCUUCAAUGCCGAUCAGUUGGCGGGAGAACCGUUUGCAGCCUUCCUGAGGGAAAAUCGUAACCUCUCCAAACUCAACUACCUGCACUUGUGGCACGAAAUGAACAACUUCUUCAAAGUUGUGCUGAGCAUGAAGGACAGGGCUGGCUAUUUCCUCAGGACGAUCCUAGCCGAGAAGAUCAUCGAGGUGUACCUGAAGGAGGGCAGCAAGCAAUACGUCAAGCUCCAGGCAGAAACUGCCAAGAAUCUCAAGCUUGUUCUCCCCUCGGGUAAUGUUCUGCUGUGGAUAUUCACCGCACAGGGAGAGAUUUGUGAGAUACUCCGAGAGACGUACGAUGAGUUUCUGGAUAAGGAGGAUCAAGAAUUUCUAAAUUUUGUGGCUGGAGCCAAACCCAAUGAUCCAAACAGCUGGACACAGUGCAAGACACAGCCGCCGUCUGAGACACAGACUGACGACCUCCACAUUAGACGAAUGGCACGCUCUUUGCUCCUGGCUCAGGCAUGUUCUGCCAUCGGGGAUACGGAGACCCUGACUGAGGAAGACUGGAAGCUGCUGGCUCAAGAGGACACUGCCAACCUGGGCUCCAUGCAGAUAUUCAUAGCGCAAGUGGCAAAAGAUGUUGAUGUCAAGGACAUGACCUUUGAGGAGCUAGUGAUGAAAUUUCCAAAACUGGCAAUCGAGGAGCUCAGCAAGUAUUUCCUGCAAUACUACAAGAAACUAGUCCUCUUGGGUCUGCUGAACAGGGAGGCCAUGCAAGACAAACUGUGGUCAAAGUUGAACCUGAAAUACAUAAAACACGGGAAUCAAAUCAUAACCAGACCCAAAGUAAUUCCCAAGAACCUGAUGGAUGUCCUGAUGAAUCCUUUGGUCGUUCUCUUCUUCCUGAGGUUUCUGGAAGCUUAUGAUGCAGACGCACCUCUGCGGUUCUGGCUGACAGUGGAGAAUCUCCACAACCUGCCGACUGAGAAACAGAGGCAGCGCGCCAUCAAAUGGAUCCUCAGCAACUUCUUCAAUCCGAAUGUCAACACAGAGGAAUUAUUUGAUUGUCACUCACCGAUUAUCAAGCAGAUUAUGGAAGCAGUUGCUAAUGGCACCCCAGUAUCUAUGAACACUCUCUUAUUUGCUCAGUCAGAAGUUCAAAACUGCUUGGAGCAGAACUGGUUUCACUUGUAUCUGAAAACUUACCCAAAGGAGCCUGUUGUCCGAUCAGCUUCUGUGCAAGCCCUGAGAUCGAUCCAGAUCUUGAGACGGAUGAACCGCUCAUGGCGGGAGCUGGAGGCACUGAUUAAAUCGGUGCUGUUCUUCCGACGGAUGAUGUGGAAACCUCAUCUCCGCCUUCUCUUCAUCAACUUCCUGAGGGAUGAAGUCUAUAAUAAUGAACAGAACAUGAGCACAUCUCGUGUUGUGACAAGGCUUCCCUCUCUGGGCAGCUCACUCAUGCUCCGGGGACUUGAUUAUGGAGAGGAUUCCGACAUGUCCCAUUUGAGAAGGCGAAUGAUGUUCAACCGAUCGGUCAUCAUGAACUACCUGGUCAAUGAUCUGUACUUCUGCAUGGAAAUCGAGCUGUAUGUGAGACGGGCAGAAGCUGCCGCCCUGAUGGCUCGAAUUGGAUUACAUGAUGAGAUUUAUGAAAAGUUGCUUCGGGCCAAAGUGGAAAUGAUCAUCAAACUUUUCCUGCAGGCGGAUACAGCACCCAGACUCAGGGUUAGCACUGACACCUUCCUUCGUGUUGAUGUUCUAGUCUAUGGAAUCUAUAGAACUUUACCCCAGUGA
Carcharodon carcharias (great white shark) is the source of this 2985-nucleotide messenger RNA. RefSeq names its product regulator of G-protein signaling protein-like. The record is from RefSeq and is a predicted model, not a curated record. The transcript has 16 exons. NCBI's taxonomy places the organism in Eukaryota, Metazoa, Chordata, Chondrichthyes, Lamniformes, Lamnidae. Bases 1 to 2985 code for a protein of 994 amino acids.